Messenger RNA from Menidia menidia (Atlantic silverside), 189 nucleotides. The record is from the annotation of a GenBank genome assembly. Lineage: Eukaryota; Metazoa; Chordata; Actinopteri; Atheriniformes; Atherinopsidae.
AUGAGUACGGUGAUAAAACUCCCCGAUGGAAGCUUCCGCCUCUACAGCAAAGGAGCCUCCGAGAUCCUGCUGAAGAAAGGCAGCAGACCUGAGUCCAGGCUGGGUGGGGAGGUUUGGAUAAAAAGGACUAUAAAAAGGACUAUAAAAAGGACUGUUUCUGUUCAGGUGCUCCUACAUUUUGGACCCUAA